This is a messenger RNA of Halteromyces radiatus, 1785 nucleotides long. RefSeq lists its product as uncharacterized. The coding region runs from base 77 to 1738 and encodes 553 amino acids. Lineage: Eukaryota; Fungi; Mucoromycota; Mucoromycetes; Mucorales; Cunninghamellaceae. The record is from RefSeq and is a predicted model, not a curated record. The transcript has a single exon. Gene Ontology annotation, cellular component: mitochondrion. Gene Ontology annotation, molecular function: GTP binding.
GAUUGAUCGGCAAAACGUGAACUCGUACCUCUCUAUUGGUCAGCGUUUGUUGUUUACUCCCUUUUGUUUUGCUUCAAUGUUUCGCCAUAUGAUUAGAACAACAAAUCCUUGUCGUCCUAUACAGAGAUAUGUACGUCUUUCUACCUAUAAAGUCCUGAGACAACACUCUAUUCUUACACUUCCCCUUUUAUGUCAACAACAACGACGACGACAAGAACAACAAAUACUACAACGUCAGUGGAAUUCGACUUCAACUGCUGAAGAAAAACACAAACCAACGUAUUGUCCAGGAUGCGGAGCUCCUUUUCAGAAAGAUCGACCUGGUUACCCUGGUUAUGUAUCACCACGUAAGCCAGCUACAAUACCUCAACGUAAACAUAGUAAAGGACUUGAUAAUGAAGCUUACGAUUCAUUGUUCAAAUCAUUGGAUCCUACUUUUCAAGCACUUCUGGAAGGAAGAGAGAUAUCUGAUAAGGAAAAGAACAAUAGCGAGCAACAACAACAAGUAUUACAAACAACCAACGAUGAAUCUCAAAGUAACAAGAAUACCCCCAUCCCUGUUUGCCAGAGAUGUCACCAACUAGUAAAUAAUAACAGGAAAGAAGGGCCUGACAUUGGAUUUCUCAAAGCAUCACAACAACAUACAUCAUUGUCCUUCUUACAUACCAAACAACGACCAUUGAUAUUGUAUGUUAUGGAUAUUACAGAUAUGCCUUGGUCACUUGAAUCGUUAAAACAGAUCUUGAAUAUACAGCCAGAAGCCCGAGUGAUGAUUGUGGCGAAUAAGGUUGACUUGCUACCAAAAUCCGUAAACAAACAUGAACAACGUAUUAGGGACUAUAUCUUAUCUAGUUUGAAACAACAAUUGGAAAAGGAUGACAAUCAAUCUGGAGUGGCAACAACAAGGAACAUUCAAUCUAUCUCUUUGAUCAGCGCUACAAAAAGUUGGGGAAUGAAAGGAUUACUCAAACGUGUUCAACAAAAUUUACUUCCUACAGAUGAUCUCUAUGUCAUGGGAAGUGUCAACGCGGGAAAAUCAGCUCUCAUUCAUCAAUUUUUAAGUCAGUCUCGUAGUUUGGAUAAAAAAGAAUAUCGUACGACAAGUUCAAGUGUACCGGGAACAACGAUAGGUAUGAUUCGGAUUCCUUUACAUGUAUUAGGUAUCAGCACCAGUACCGAUGACUAUAACAAAUCACGAUUGGUUUCACGAGAUCACUAUUUGAUCGACACACCAGGAAUGAUCGAUACUAAGAAUGAUCUCCAUCCUAUGAUGUUAGCAACAGAGAUGCAGCAAAAGCUUGUAUUAAACAAGAAUCGACGCACUCCAUUAAAACCAACCACCUUUCGACUUUAUCAAGGACAAUCUAUUGUUUUGGGCAAGGCAAGAAUAGAUGUAUUGAUGACAACAAAUAAACCAGUCUUGAUGACUUUAUUCACACCGCUUGCACCUCAUAUCACGAAAACGAUCAAACUGGAAGACAAAGAUCUAAUAGAACCUUUGGAUGGUACAGUCAUUGUACAAAGUCAUCAUCAUUCUCAUGCAUCAGCAGAUUUAGCUUUUGCUGGGAUUGGCUGGAUUGCUUUGACAGGUGGAUUUGGAAAAGCUUCAUUUAAAAUAUGGUUACCAAAAGGUAUUUCGGAAAAGGUUUUUUCCCUUCGUGAACCUUCCUUUUUACCAUUUGAAUAUCAUGGUCAAAUUCGAAAAUUCUUUGGUUCUGGAAAACGAGCAACUAGUUAGACUUUAAUUCAAAAUAGAUAAAUAAUAAAAAAAAACUCUAGACUUUA